AUGGCAUCAACACAGUUUCCAAGCUUUCGAGCUGCUCCUGUACAAAGUGUUCAGGAGCUCAUCAAAGAGCCCAUCCCUGCAGUCCCACAGCCAUUUAUCCUGGAUGAUCCGCAGCCUCCAAUUCUCUCAGCCAGCAUUCCCCUGCCACUACUCCCCACCAUUGACAUGAAACAUUUAAUUAUGAGUGAAACCGCAGGUUCUGAGCUGGAGAAGUUGCACUCAACUUGCAAAGAAUGGGGUUUCUUUCAGUUGGUGAACCAUGGAGUCAGCUCUUCACUUGUGGAGAAACUGAAAUCUGAGAUCGGAGAAUUUUACAAACUUCCCUUGGAAGAGAGAAUAAAAUACAAGAUGAGGCCCGGGGAUUUUGAAGGGUAUGGGCUUUCCCCGAUUCGGUCAGAAGAUCAAAAACUUGACUGGGGUGAUAGGUUUUAUAUGAUAACCAACCCUAUACAUACAAGAAAGCCGCAUCUAUUACCAGAACUCCCUUCAUCGCUAAGGGAUAGCUUGGAAUGUUACUUAGCGGAGCUGCAGAAACUAGCGAUGAUGCUUCUAGGGUUUAUGGCCAAAGCUCUAAAGUUGGAGAAAGGAGAGAUGGAAGAGUUGUUUGAGGAUGGGAUGCAAUCGGUGAGGAUGACUUACUAUCCUCCAUGCCCACAGCCAGAGCUGGUUAUGGGGCUUACGUCUCACUCUGAUGCAACCGGCAUCACCAUCCUUCUCCAAAUUAAUGGAGUAGAUGGUCUCCAAAUUAAAAAGGAUGGGGUUUGGAUUCCUGUAAGCUUCCUUCCAGAUGCUCUUGUUGUGAAUGUAGGAGACGUUCUCGAGAUUCUGAGCAACGGCGUAUACACUAGCAUAGAGCACCGGGCAACAGUAAAUGCAGCAAAAGAGAGGAUCUCCAUUGCCAUGUUCUUCAAUCCCAAAUUCUCAGCUCAGAUUAAACCUGCACCCAGCCUGAUAAAUCCUCAAAAUCUGCCACUGUUCAAACAUGUAGGCAUGGAAAAAUACUGCAAAGAUUUCUUCUCCCGUAAGCUGGAUGGAAAAUCGUAUCUAGAGCAUAUGAAGAUAAAAAAUGAGGAAGAAUACAGCCAGUUAACAAUGGCAUCAACACAGUUUCCAAGCUUUCGAGCUGCUCCUGUACAAAGUGUUCAGGAGCUCAUCAAAGAGCCCAUCCCUGCAGUCCCACAGCCCUUUAUCCUGGAUGAUCCGCAGUCUCCAAUUCUCUCAGCCAGCACUCCCCUGCCACUACUCCCCACCAUUGACAUGAAACAUAUAAUCAUGAGUGAAACCGCAGAUUCUGAGCUAGAGAAGUUGCACUCAACUUGCAAAGAAUGGGGUUUCUUUCAGUUGGUGAACCAUGGAGUCAGCUCUUCACUUGUGGAGAAACUGAAAUCUGAGAUCGGAGAAUUUUACAAACUUCCCUUGGAAGAGAGAAUAAAAUACAAGAUGAGGCCCGGGGAUUUUGAAGGGUAUGGGCUUUCCCCGAUCCGGUCAGAAGAUCAAAAACUUGACUGGGAACUUAAGAAAAAAUUCCCCUUUUUUAACCAACUGCCUAUUUUGCAGAUUCUGAGCAACGGGGUAUACACUAGCAUAGAGCACCGGGCAACAGUAAAUGCAGCAAAAGAGAGGAUCUCCAUUGCCAUGUUCUUCAACCCCAAAUCCUCAUUGCACUCAACUUGCAAGGAAUGGGGUUUCUUUCAGUUGGUGAACCAUGGAGUCAGCUCUUCACUCAUGGAGAAACUGAAAUCGGAGAUCGGAGAAUUUUACAAACUUCCCUUGGAAGAGAGAAUGAAAUACAAGAUGAGGCCUGGAGAUGUUGAGGGGUACGGGCUUUCUCCAAUCCGGUCAGAAGAUCAAAAGCUUGACUGGGGUGAUAGGUUCUUUAUGGUAACCAACCCUAUACAUACAAGGAAGCCGUAUCUAUUGCCAGAGCUCCCUCCAGCACUAAGGGAUAGCUUGGAAUGUUACUUAGCGGAGCUGCAGAAACUAGCGAUGAUGCUUCUAGGGUUUAUGGCCAAAGCUCUAAAGUUGGAGAAAGGAGAGAUGGAAGAGUUGUUUGAUGAUGGGAUGCAAUCAGUGAGGAUGACCUACUAUCCUCCAUGCCCACAACCAGAGCUGGUUAUGGGGCUUACGCCUCACUCUGAUGCUACCGGCAUCACCAUCCUUCUCCAAAUUAAUGGAGUGGAUGGUCUCCAAAUUAAAAAGGAUGGGGUUUGGAUUCCCGUGAGCUUCCUUCCAGAUGCACUUGUUGUGAAUGUAGGAGACAUUCUUGAGAUUCUGAGCAACGGAGUGUACACUAGCAUAGAGCACCGGGCAACAGUAAAUGCAGCAAAAGAGAGGAUCUCCAUUGCCAUGUUCUUCAACCCCAAAUCCUCAGCUCAGAUUAAACCUGCAGCCAGUCUGAUAAAUCCUCAAAAUCCGCCACUGUUCAAACAAGUAGGGAUGGAAAAAUACUUCAAAGAUUUCUUCUCCCGUAAGCUGGAUGGAAAAUCAUAUUUAGAGCAUAUGAAGAUAAAAAAUGAGGAAGCAUAAAGUACCUGAAGUCCUGCUACAUGCAUAUGGUUAUGUUUAAGUAUGGUAUGGUUUGGCAGUUGCAUGGAUCCAAGAAAUAUUAUA
Molecule: messenger RNA, 2610 nt
Organism: Vitis vinifera (wine grape)
Lineage: Eukaryota; Viridiplantae; Streptophyta; Magnoliopsida; Vitales; Vitaceae
Exons: 11
Coding region: 1-2526 (841 amino acids)
Source: RefSeq, a predicted model, not a curated record